GUUUGAAUUCUACAUUGCUCAAAUGGCAAAAGUAUCAACACCUGACAUGGAUGAUGAUUUUAAUGAAAUUUAUAAAGAAUAUACUGGUCCACCUGUAUUAGCUGGCACCACUGCACAAGAUAAAGCAAAAGGAAACAAAAGGUCCCAUGCAAGUUCUGAUGAUGAAGAGGAGCAUCGUGACCCAAAUGCUGUCCCAACUGAUUUUACUAGCCGAGAGGCAAAGGUAUGGGAAGCUAAAUCAAAAGCAACAGAGAGGAACUGGAAGAAACGGAAGGAAGAAGAAAUGAUCUGCAAAAUAUGUGGAGAAUCAGGUCACUUUACUCAGGGUUGCCCUACCACUCUUGGAGCCAAUCGCAAGUCUCAAGAUUUCUUUGAAAGGGUCCCUGCUAGAGAAAAACAUGUAAAAGCACUUUUCACAGAGAAAGUGAUCCAGAAGAUUGAAAAGGAUAUUGGAUGCAAAAUUAAAAUGGAGGAGAAGUUUAUCAUUGUUAGUGGUAAAGAUAGGCUAUGCUUGGCAAAAGGUGUGGAUGCUGUGCACAAAGUGAUUAAGGAAGAGGGCAAGAAAAGGGGUUCUUCUAGUUCUCAAAGAAUUAGAUCCAGGUCACCUGAGGAAAGCCCUGUUCCCUUGCGGACGGGUCGUUCGGAGUCACAAAGGUCUUUUCCUAGUCCGCGUAAUGCAUCACAAUUCCAACAGAAGUUUGGUAGACAGGAAAAGGUUGUGGAAGACCGUGUUCGUGAGGAUCUGAAAAUGUUGUCAAGGGGCUCACCACAAGCAAGAGCUAAUGGCAAUGAUGGAGCUAGAAGCCGUUCAAGCCAUUCGAAAUCGCCGAGGCGCUCCACAUUUGCCAUUGAUGCAUUAAAUUCAUAUGAUGGUCAUACUCAGAGCACAGGGGUCCAUAAAAACGAUGGAUGGGAUUCUCAGAGACGACCUGACAUGCACUCUGGCCAUAAGUUUGAAUAUCCUACCCAUCCUCAGACAUUGGAAGAAUUAGAAUUGGAAUAUAAGAGAGAGGCAAUGGAACUUGGAAGAAUUCGUGACAAGGAAGAAGAUGAAGAGAAUUACAAGCAUCGUGAGGCAAUCAGGGAAAUGCGAGAGAACUACAUGAAGAAACUGGCUAUCUUAAGGGGCAUGCAUGCAAAGCAGUGGGAAGAGUUUCUUCAACUUGAUAUCCAACGGCAAAGGGCACGGCAGCAUAUGUCCGCUUCGGGCUUUGGUGGUUACAACCACCCCAGUUACUCUGACUAUAGCCGCUCGUCAGGCAAUCCUUCCUUUGCAGGGGCUAAUUUACCUAUGGAUUCAAGGGGCAGGUACCCAUAUCCAGUUGAAAAUUAUCCUACUUCAAAGCCUCAUGAUGCCUAUGGUGAGUUCCAACGGCAGAGGCAUGAGGAUUUUGGGAAAGCAUUCAACUGAUAUUAAUCUGAAUGGGAGGGAUGGAAUUUGGACCCUGCAUGGGCAGGACCAGCACUGGGUAAUGUCCCAUUUUUAAUGGGGAACGUUGCAUAUGAAGUGAGGCAACAUCCUGGAUAUUGCAGAGUUCGUUCUUAUUCUGCUUUCAGCCUAAAUUUUUAUUCCGAAAUUUUCAGGGCUCAAAUGUUGGUCGGCUACGGGGUCUGCUGGAUUUUUGGACUCUAGGUAAGUACCCUGGUUCUUAUUUUUGGUAACAUGGAUCCUUACUUCAUGGUACUUUAGAAGGUGACAAUGGUUUAUGUUUUUUAGCUUGUGACUUUAUUUUUAGCUAGUGCUGCUUUACCGGAGACUUUUUCCUUGUAAACAAAAAGUGAGAUGUGGUUUUGGAUUAUAAAUUAAAAGUGAUGUACCCUUU
Molecule: messenger RNA, 1823 nt
Organism: Telopea speciosissima
Lineage: Eukaryota; Viridiplantae; Streptophyta; Magnoliopsida; Proteales; Proteaceae
Exons: 6
Coding region: 23-1411 (462 amino acids)
Molecular function (GO): nucleic acid binding; zinc ion binding
Source: RefSeq, a predicted model, not a curated record